Owenia fusiformis is the source of this 2503-nucleotide messenger RNA. Lineage: Eukaryota; Metazoa; Annelida; Polychaeta; Sabellida; Oweniidae. The record is from the annotation of a GenBank genome assembly.
AUGUCUAGAACUGCAAAAACAGUUGGAAUACCCCUUCAAAUAAAGUAUAAUGUGUAUCUGGCACAUGCUUCCGAAGAUGAGGACUUGGCCAAAACAGUAAAAGAAACAUUAGAAGCUGAAAAGUACCAGGUGAUGAUCUACAAAGAGGAUUUUGAUGCUAGGUUUACAGUUCUGAGAAACAUCGCAACUAAAAUUGAUGAGUCACUCCGCAUGGUAUUCCUCCUAACAGAGAACUCACUUGAAAAAAGUUUUCCUAGAUAUGAAGCUAAUGAAGGCAUAAGACGAAUGCUCAAUGAAAAGAUUCAGUAUGUAAUUGUACUGCGUAAUGGUGUACCAAGAGAGAGGGUUCCACCUUCACUUCGCUGGGUUCAAGACAUAGAUUACAAUGACAGAAAGGUUCCGUGGAUUGAUAAAGUAAAAUACUGCAUAAGAGAAUCACAACCUUUGGAAAUUGGCUUAAAUGGGAAUGAUGUUGGGUUUGGCAUGGCUUGGAGUUACUUUUACUCCUAUCUUAACAUCAUUGUACCUCCACAAGGACCUGAGGGGGGAAGGCUAGAUAUGAAAGGGCGUAUAGAAAAGUACCUAGCAACUCGUGAAAAACAGCAAAUCACAUACAUGCCUCGUAAAAUCUACAUCCUGGUACCAGAGUCUGGAAUACUACCAAGCAGCAUUGCCGAUGUUAAUGAUAGAGUCAAUGUACGUGACAAGAAAAGUGACAAACUGAAAACAACAGUGAUGAGAGGAGGAACUGAAAGGCCAUAUUUGAAUACAAUCUAUACCAUAGAGGAUGGUUCAAAGGUAUACCAGUGCAUUGUGGAAUAUGCAACUGUUCUACAGCCGCUAAAGGAAAUGGAAGACAAUGUGAGAUUGACAACCUUCUUAGCUAUUGAUCGUGAGGUGCAGAUUAAGAUUUUCUAUCAAAUGCUGAAGAACAUCAUCAGGAACACAUUCACUGAUGAGCAACAAGCAAUGGUAGAGCUGAUUCAUAUCACAGGUGAUGGAGACCUCUGUGAUAUUCUACUUCAGAAAAUCAAGAAAGAUGAAGAUGAUUGUGUUAAGGAGGAUGUUGCAAGAGAAACUGAGAUGGAAGUUGAUACAUCAAAUGAUGGCAAGGUAGAUGUUCCUGUUGGGUACCAGGCUGCUCCAUGUUUGAGAAAUGAUAUGUCAUACCAUGCAUUCCUAACAUAUGCUGGUGAAGUAGAUGAAGGAAUGGCGUCAGAUAUCAGAAAUAUGUUGUCAAACAGUGGAUUUCAAAUAGCCAGCAAGGAUGACUUUACAGGAGGUGCCAUAGUGUUGCAAGAAUUACCUAAAUUAAUGAACAGGUCUCAAAGAAUGAUUCUUCUUGUAACAGAAGAUUUCUUGAAAAAAGGGGGAUCACUGUAUGAGGCAAAGCAAGCCAUCACAAAAAUGAUUGAAAUGAAUGAGCGAUAUGUAGUUGUGCUUAGAAAUGGUGUCGAAAGGAAAGAAAUGCCAAAGUUUCUCCACUGGGCCACAGAUAUAGACUAUGAAGAGGAGCCUAAUGUUAGAAACAGAAAACUUAUUUUUGCUCUAACGGAUAAUACUCCAUUAGAGGUUGACCUGUUGGGUAAUGAUGUUGGGUUUGGCAUGGCAUGGGCAUACUUCUACUCCUAUCUUAACAUCAUUGUGCCUCCACAAGGACCUGAGGGUGAAAAGGCACUUGAUUUGAAAGGUCGCAUUGAUAAACACGUUGCCUCCCAUGGAAACAAGGGCAUUAAAUACAUGCCUCGUAAAAUCUUCAUCCUGGUACCUGAAUCAGGUAUUCUGCCUGGCAACAUCGCUGAUGCUGAUAAUCGUAUAACAUUGUUAGACAAGAACAAUGACAAGUUAGAGACAUUGGUGGCGAGAGGAGGGACACCAAGGCCUUACAAGAACAUGAUACGGACCAUUCAGGAUGGUGCAGAUAAAUACCAGUGCCUUGUUGAAUAUGCAACAGCAAUUCAACCAUUGAAAGAAAUGGAAGACAACCCUGAACUGCCAUCUUUCAAAGCAGAUGAUCGCUUUGAACAAGUCAAGAUUUUCAAGGAAACUCUACAAAAUGUCAUCCAUGAGACAUUCAACCCAGAGCAGAGAGCAAUGGUUGAGGUUAUAGAAAUCAGAGACCUGGAUGGAGCUUCCCUUCCGCUCGCUGAUCUUUUGCUUCAGAGAAUCAAAGCAGACAUGCCUGACUAAUUGAAAACUGUUUAGACUGCUAAGGCUACAGCAUGUACAGCACCAGUUAUCUUUGCUAUCUUAUAGAUACCAUGGGCUUUUAAGAGAAAGACUGUGUCUUUAGACAUAUACCAAAGAGAGCAAUAUCGUAAUUUUCUCAGUUAUGACAGACAAGCAAACAAACUUGUCAACAAGUCCUCUUGGACUAUAAAUAUUCAACUUUCAAUGACACUCUGCUCUUACAUUUAUCUAUAUCACCAUGGCAAUGUCUCUCUUACAUGUGUCAUGACCAAGACACUCGGAUUCUCCUCAGUUUAUUUUAAAUCAUACAAAA